This is a messenger RNA of Entamoeba nuttalli P19, 1762 nucleotides long. RefSeq names its product SEC-24 protein, putative. The annotation marks the transcript as partial. Gene Ontology annotation, biological process: endoplasmic reticulum to Golgi vesicle-mediated transport; COPII-coated vesicle cargo loading; intracellular protein transport. Gene Ontology annotation, cellular component: endoplasmic reticulum exit site; COPII vesicle coat. The record is from RefSeq and is a predicted model, not a curated record. Gene Ontology annotation, molecular function: zinc ion binding; SNARE binding. The transcript has a single exon. NCBI's taxonomy places the organism in Eukaryota, Evosea, Mastigamoebida, Endamoebidae.
AUGUUCAAUCCAUUUGAAAUUGUUAAUGGACAAUAUAAAGGAAAUUGUUCCAAAGAAUUUGUUACCUUAACACUUAAUUCUAUUCCUAAUACUAGAGAACAAUUAAACGAGUUAGGACUUCCAUUUGCAAUUUGUUGCCACCCAAUGAAUUGUACAUCUCAACCACCAAAGGUUUCUUUUCCAAAUGGUUCAAUUAAUAGAUGUGAAUAUUGUAGGGCAUUUAUCAACCCAUUUGUUGAAUGGCAAGUACCUGGAACAAGAUUUGUCUGUAAUUUAUGUGGGCAUGUUAAUUAUUUAAAUAAAUCACCAUAUCAACUAUACAAUAUUAAUCAAUAUCCUGAACUUAUAAAUGGAUGUGUUGAUUUCAUUGUACCAGAGGGAUUUAUGCCACGAAUAAUUGAUGGAAGUAAUAUUGUUUUAUUAAUUGAUUUAAAUUGCCCUGUAUUAGAGUAUGUUAUUAACUGUAUUGAAUCGCUUGAACAUAAUGCACGUGUAGCAGUAAUUGCAUAUGAUGACACAAUUCAUUUAUUUAAAGCAACUCCAACAAAUGUAUGUGAAAAUAUUAUCAUGCCAUCAAUGGAAGUAGAUAUUUGUGAAUCAACUUCUAUUUUUAUGGAAAAACAGAAAUUGAACCAAGUCCUUGAAUUAAUCAAAAAAAUUACUCCAAAUAAUAAAAAUUGUUUACUUGAAGCUCUUACUAUUGCUGGCUCAUUAUUAAAGAAAAUUGGAGGUAAAGCUAUUGUUAUUAAUAGUACUCCUGUCACUUCAGGUAAAGGUGUCUAUCAACCAAGAAAUCCAAUAGUUGAAAAGAGAUCAAAUGAUAUUUAUAAAAAGCUUGCCAUUGAAUUAAAUAAUGAUGGUAUCACUGUUGACCUUCAUCUAGUAGCAUCUUCUUAUGUUGACCUUUCUCAAUUCGUUGACAUUUCAUCAAAAACAGGAGGAAAUACUACAUAUAACACUCUAAAUACUCUCAAUGAUGGUACUUUCUUUACUUCACUUUAUCAAUCAUUCUGUGAUAUUACUGGAUUUGAUGGAAGUUUUAGACUCCGAUGUUCACCACAGAUGAGAGUAGUUAGUAGAUAUGGUCAUUUUAUAAUGAAAAUAUCUGAUAUCAUUUCAUCUCCUAUUUCAUCUUCUAAAACUGCAUUAACAAUUCGUUUAACUAUAGACACUCCAAUAGUAGCUCCAAAUAUAUUUAUUCAAUCAUCUUAUCUCUACACUGCACCAGAUAAUACUAGAUGUAUUAGGGUCUGUACUAUUGCUAUCCCAGUUGUUAGUCAAAUUCAUCAAUGUCUUCCAAAAGAUUUCAGUCCAGUUUGUGGCUUUAUGGGAAUGAUUCUUAUGGACCAAAGACCAGAGCUCAAAAUCAACGAUCUUCAAAACUCUCUUAUUAAUCAAAUGGCUAAAGUUUAUAAACUAUUUUCAACAACUUCUCAACAAGUCCAAUUAUACUCUUCUAUGGUACCACAAAAUCUUGUUCCAUUUACUCUUUAUUGUUGUUCAAUAUUAGUUAUGCUAAAUAUUCCUCCUUCUGAUUAUUCAAUUUAUCUCAGAGAAAAAAUAUUAGGAAUGAAAAUUAAUUCACUUCAACAAAUGUUUUUCCCUAUGUUAUAUGAUGCUCAUUCCCUUCAACAAAUACCCACUGACACUUCUAAUAUUGACAAUUUAAUUUUAGCUUAUAACGGAGAACAUUGGAUUCUUUCUAUUGGAAACAAGGUCGAAGACCAAGAUAUUCUUGCCCUUGUAGAACAACAACCAGUCU